UGAAUGGAUUAUUUUGUUUCAACGUAUUACUGGUGUAAAAAUAUUUCAUGUUACAUGGAUCAUUUUUGUGAUGCUACAGUCCUGACUAUAGAUGGUUGAAAAAGAAGGUUAUCUUCAAAAAGCUAAAAUUGCAGAUGGAGGAAAGAAACUAAGGAAAAACUGGUCUACUUCCUGGAUUGUUCUUUCUAGUAGAAAAAUUGAAUUUUACAAAGAAUCCAAACAACAGGCUCUGUCCAAUACGAAAACUGGGCACAAAGCAGAAAGUGUGGAUUUGUAUGGGGCACAUAUAGAAUGGGCCAAGGAAAAAUCAAGCAGAAAGAAUGUCUUUCAGGUAAGAAUGCUACAUAUAUUCAGUUUAUUCCUAUUUCCUCUAAAUCAGAGCUUUCUUGAUCAUGCUCCGGCUGCGAGGAGGCCCCGGCUCGCGGGGGGCGGGGGGACGGCGGCGGGAGCCGCGGUUCACGCACAGCGGCGGCAGCGGGAGCGGCCCGGCACACACGGCGCCGGCGGCGCCGGGAGCGGGAGCGGAGCCGGCCACGCACGGCGGCUGUGGCGGUGGCGGAUGGACCAGAGCUGA
This is a messenger RNA of Nycticebus coucang (slow loris), 574 nucleotides long. Its product is annotated as rho GTPase-activating protein 15-like. Bases 92 to 574 code for a protein of 160 amino acids. NCBI's taxonomy places the organism in Eukaryota, Metazoa, Chordata, Mammalia, Primates, Lorisidae. The transcript has 5 exons. The record is from RefSeq and is a predicted model, not a curated record. Gene Ontology annotation, biological process: regulation of GTPase activity. Gene Ontology annotation, cellular component: cytoplasm.